Molecule: messenger RNA, 1827 nt
Organism: Fusarium vanettenii 77-13-4
Lineage: Eukaryota; Fungi; Ascomycota; Sordariomycetes; Hypocreales; Nectriaceae
Exons: 6
Coding region: 1-1827 (608 amino acids)
Source: RefSeq, a predicted model, not a curated record
AUGGGUCAAGAAAACCCGCGUGUUCCCACCUCCCCGGGCCUGGACUAUGAUGAGCUCUUCAGGUCCGUCUUUGACUGGGAACUCUACUGUGAUUCCACCCGGUCCUCCUCGGACCAGACCUCGUCCUCUUCCUCGUCUCCUUGCACCUCUUCCCUUGGCCGCAACAGCCACAGGGACCUCCCCUCGCUCAUCACUGAGAUCCAACCCUUCCUUGACCACCUCUCCCUCGACCGGGACGGGUCCGGGUACCUCACCAUGACCCCCGGCCUGAGCCCCGACCAUGGCGGGAGGACUAGCUCCGAGUCCAUGGGCCAGACUCCCCCAGAGCUCAUCCGCGGUGGCAGCACAUCCCCCUCUGAUUACUCGGGCUCCGUCUUCCUCGACGCCGCCGAUGAGGGACCCUACCGGCGCCGGCCCCAGGUCAGCCUCGAAGAGUUCCAGGCCCAGGAUGAUAAAUGGACCUACCCCCAGGCCAUGCCCAACAAGCACACCCCCCGGGGCUACCCACCUCGCAUCCAGGUUCGCGAGUCGUCAUCCCGCCGGGGUUCGCCCACCCAGAUGCAGACGCAGACGACAUCCGGCAUCAAGCGGCAGAGGUCCAGCAGUAGUAGCUUGGACAAGAGGUCGAGGCACCUCUCUGAUCCCGACCAGACGGCCGACGUCCGGAAGAGUGGGGCAUGCCUACCAUGCCGCAUCUCCAAGACCCGCUGUCAAGAUUGUGGCGUCUGUCCUCACUGCCGCAAGGCGUUCCCAGACCACUCGCACCUGGUCUGUACCCGUAGGACCCCUGCCGUGGCUCCGCCCGUGAUUCGUCAUGUCGCCGACGUCUGGUCCCCCAACCCCGCCGAGGAGCGUCGCUGCGUUGACGACCCUCGCUUUCCCACGGCCAAGCCCAGGGAUAUCCUCAUUUUCUUCACCCGCGAGCCCGAUGCUCCCUACCUCCGCGCAUCGGUCCAGGCCUACCAUUCUCAGAACGGUCUUGAUGAGAACCCCAGGAAUGCCGCUUUUGAGCGCGAUAGAUUCCCUAGCUACGCUGAACUGCAGCGAUGGGUUGAGGCCCAGAUCAAGCGUGAGCGCAGCAGCACCCACUUCGAGCAUGCCGUGCAAAACUUUUUGCUCUCCUACUCGGAGGGUGGCUAUGAUCUUCCCAAGCAUAAGCUCGUGUCCAAGGUCCACACUAUGAACUGCUUCUUCAGGAUCUGGAAGGCCCCUCCCUUCACCUGCUGCAGCUCAUCCAACAAGUUCUCUCAUGUUCCAUUUACCGUCCAAGCUGAGCUGAGGCGCAUCGCAUGGAAGGCACUUGUGUCUCAUGAGCACGAUAUCCUCAAGCUUCUCGAGGAGUGCUUGGCGCAGCAGGAACCUCUGAAGCCUCGCGAGAGAAUGGCUGUCUGGGCUAGCCUGUGGCAGCUCCUGCUCAUGUACAGGGAGCUUGUGAUCGCGCAUGACAACUUCUUCAUGCGUAACCCAAACGCUACAAGGGAUCCCGCCGUUGCCAUGCCUUAUGACACCCUAUACAACGUCUUCUUCCCCUUGAUUGCCAUCUUCUAUCACUGCCAGUUCAAGACUCCUAAGAGGCUGGAGAUGCCUAUGGACUGGCUCAAGGAAUCGGCAACCACUGGGUCGAGCCGCAUCGCUAGGAUCCACCAGUUCUCCAAAGAUAUGAUGAAUGCGAGAAAGGGAUUCUACGAGGGAAUCCAACGGUCGCCACAUAAGAUUGAUGAGAGGCUGAGCCUCCUAGUGGUCAGCCAUGAGCUUAAGAAGCUCUCUACCAAGAGACGUUCUAAGCCUUCUGGCAAAUCCAAGAGUGGUUCGUGCGAUGAUGGCUAG